This is a messenger RNA of Lizanozyma spartinae, 2424 nucleotides long. RefSeq names its product metalloendopeptidase (gene OCT1). The record is from RefSeq and is a predicted model, not a curated record. Bases 1 to 2424 code for a protein of 807 amino acids. Gene Ontology annotation, molecular function: metalloendopeptidase activity. Gene Ontology annotation, biological process: peptide metabolic process. The transcript has a single exon. Gene Ontology annotation, cellular component: mitochondrion. Lineage: Eukaryota; Fungi; Ascomycota; Pichiomycetes; Serinales; Debaryomycetaceae.
AUGGUUCCUGUAUAUAAUACCAUUUCACUAACUGCAGUACCUUAUUCUGUGAUAAAGAACAAGUCUAUGGGGAAGCUUAAAGUCACACCUGAUAACCAUCUUCUUCUGAUGAUUAUGAUAAAUACAGCUGGGGGUGUGUGUCGGCGACAUUUUGUUGAAUAUGUUGGUGUCAAUAUCCAAAAGAGACAUUUCCCAAGACAACCCUGGACGACUGCAGCAGUGCGUCCUUUGAGAUGGGCAUCGUCAUCUCAGACUGUCGUGAUUGAAGAUACACCCAACGAUAAACUUCUACGCAAAGUCUUUGAUGAUCAUCGGUUCUAUGAGAAGUUUAGAGGUAGCAAAGACACGAACUCCGGUCUUUUCCGGAACUCCUGGACCACUUCUGUCCGCCAGUUUCCGAAAUUUGCUGAUUCUUCAUUGGAAAGAGCCCAUAGUUUAGUAGAGUCCAUUGUUAAUGCCCGAACAACUCAACAAAGAGUACAGAUAGUCAAGAGAUUGGAUCAACUCAGUGACAUUUUGUGUCGGGUCAUUGAUCUAUGUGAAUUUGUCCGAGUAGUUCAUCCAACUUCAAAGUAUGUGAUUAUGGCCCAGGAAACCCAUGAGAAAAUGUUUGAGUUCAUGAACCAACUCAACACGCACGUGCCCCUCUAUGAAGCUCUUAGAGACACGCUAGAAGAUCCACAGUUGACCAAGCUUAUGACCAAAGAGGAAAUCAAAGUGGGGGAAUAUUUGAAGCAAGACUUUGAGCGUUCAGGUAUCAACAUGGACCCCACAACCAGAGACAACUUUGUUUCCAUCACCAAUGAAAUCAGUGUAUUGGGAUCUCAAUUCAGUGAACAGGUUCGUCUUAUGGCCCAUAGAGAAUGCAAGGUCCCGAAAUGGGCCGUGGAUGAAAUGAAGAACAUUACUCUUAAGAAUGAGAUCAUCUCUUACCAAAGUAUGUUUAAAGACACACAAGACCAUUACGUAAUUCCGUUCCAUCUGAAUGUUCCGUUUAAGAUCUUGAACGAGUGUGAUUCAAGAGAAGUCAGGAAACAAGUUUGGAUCGGGUUGCAUGACACUGUACCAGAACAAGUGGCAGUACUUGAAGCGUUCCUUAAAUAUCGAGCCGUUCUUGCCAAUAUGCUUGGGUACCGUUCGUUUGCUGAUUACCAAUUGGAAUAUAAAAUGGCCAAAACUCCUGAAAAUGUCCAAACCUUGUUGAAGAAUCUACAAGAAAGUUUACACUGUGGUGUGCAAGGUGAAUUGGCUCAAUUAUGUGUUGAUCUGGACAUUGAGAUCCGAGAUGUUAAACCUUGGGAUAGAGACUAUUUGGUUUAUCUUCUGGAGCAAAAGCAAUUAAGGGCCAACAUAGAUAAAUGGAACAAUUUACCCUCAAUUAAUGAAUACUUCUCCGUGGGGAAUGUGAUGGUUGGGUUGAAUAAAUUGUUCACUCAACUCUAUGGGAUUUCUUUGAUCCCCGUGCCAACGUGUACUGGUGAAACUUGGAAGGAGAAUCAAGUUCGGAAGAUCCUGGUGUUUGAUAUUGAAACACAGCAAACAUUAGGGUUUUUAUACGUGGAUUUUUGGUCUUCUAAAGUCCUGCCUUCUCAUUUCACCAUUGUAUGUUCACGGCAAUUGAACACUGACAUUGGUAGUGAGUCUUUAGAAGAAUUGACUAAGGAAGUUCAACUUGAUGGAGACUAUCAAUUACCGGUUAUUGCAUUGGUGUGUAAUUUUGCAGUAUAUGAUAAUAGUGACCCUACGUUAUUAUCAUUUGAUCAAGUGGACACUUUGUUCCAUGAAAUGGGCCAUGCUAUGCACUCAAUGAUAGGCAGAACAAACCUACACAACUUAUCGGGCACUCGAUGUGCAACAGACUUUGUGGAGUUACCUUCAGUGUUGAUGGAGUUCUUCAGUAAAGAUCCUCGGGUCUUGAUGAUGAUGGGAAGACACUACAAGACUGGAGAACCACUUAGUGAAACAUUGCUAAGCUUGCACAAGCAGAAACUGUCUGUUGGAAGCUUGCAACAAUGUGAAAAGUUUGUUCAAAGUAAAAUGGCUAUUUUGGAUCAAGCUUUACAUAAUGAUCAAGUGAUUCACCACUUAGAAGACUUUGACCCCGUCAAUGUGUACCACAAUUUAGAGCAACAAUCCAAAGUAUUCCCAGAUACUUACUCCACUUGGUUAGGGAAAAUCCCCCACUUGUUUUCUUACGGAGCAGUGUACUAUCUGUACUUGCUUGAUCUCACUAUCGCCGAAAAGAUAUGGAAUCAACUUUUUGCAGCCGAGCCCUUUUCUCGUCAAGCCGGUGAUAAAUACAAGCAAAGUGUUUUGGUUUGGGGAGGCACAAGAGAUCCUUGGGAAUGCUUAUCGGACGCUUUAGACACUCCUGAGUUAUCUCGUGGUGAUUCGCAUGCAAUUGAAAUCAUUGCAUCAAAAUAA